Molecule: messenger RNA, 2331 nt
Organism: Myotis daubentonii (Daubenton's bat)
Lineage: Eukaryota; Metazoa; Chordata; Mammalia; Chiroptera; Vespertilionidae
Gene: ONECUT3
Product: one cut homeobox 3
Biological process (GO): regulation of transcription by RNA polymerase II
Cellular component (GO): nucleus
Molecular function (GO): RNA polymerase II cis-regulatory region sequence-specific DNA binding; DNA-binding transcription factor activity, RNA polymerase II-specific
Source: RefSeq, a predicted model, not a curated record
GCCAGGCCGGGCCCUGCGCCGCGCAGCCAGGCAGCCUCGCGCGCAGCCACCGGGGAGCAGGCGGGGGCCAUGCAGCGGUCUUGAGCGCGCCGGGCCGGCGCUGAGGAGAGCGCGCGGCGGGCGGGCGGGCGGCCCAGCAUGGAGCUAAGCCUGGAGAGCCUCGGGGGCCUGCACGGCGUGGCCCACGCGCAGGCGGGCGAGCUGCUGAGCCCGGGCCACGCGCGCUCGGCGGCAACGCAGCACCGCGGUCUGGUGGCACCCGGGCGCCCGGGGCUGGUAGCGGGCAUGGCGAGCCUGCUGGACGGCGGCGGCGGCGGCGGUGCCGGGGGCGCGGGCGGCGCGGGUAGCGCGAGCGGCGGCGCCGACUUCCGCGGGGAGCUGGCGGGCCCGCUGCACCCGGCCAUGGGCAUGGCCUGCGAGGCGCCCGGCCUGGGCGGCACCUACACGACGCUCACGCCCCUGCAGCACCUGCCGCCGCUCGCGGCUGUGGCGGACAAGUUCCACCAGCACGCGGCGGCCGCGGCCGUAGCCGGGGCUCACGGCGGCCACCCCCACGCGCAUCCGCACCCGGCGGCCGCGCCGCCCCCGCCGCCCCCGCCUCAGCGCUUGGCGGCCAGCGUGAGCGGCAGCUUCACCCUCAUGCGCGACGAGCGCGCUGCGCUCGCCUCCGUGGGCCACCUCUACGGGCCCUACGGCAAAGAGCUGCCCGCCAUGGGGUCGCCGCUGUCGCCUCUGCCCAACCCGCUGCCGCCCGCUCUGCACGGGGCCCCGCAGCCCCAGCCGCCGCCGCCGCCCCCACCGCUGGCCGCUUACGGCGCUCCGAGUCACCUGGCCGGGGACAAGCUGCUGCCGCCCGCCGCCUUCGAACCGCACGCCGCGCUGCUGGGGCGCGCCGAGGACGCGCUGGCCCGCGGGCUGCCGGGAGGCGGCGGCGGCGGCGGCGCGGGCGGCGGGGGCUCCGCUGGGCUGCUGGCGCCGCUGGGCGGGCUGGCGGCGGCCGGGGCGCACGGUCCGCACGCGGGCGGCGGCGGCCCAGGCGGCGGCGGCGGCCCCGGGGCUGGCGCGGCGGCCGAGGAGAUCAACACCAAGGAGGUGGCGCAGCGCAUCACGGCGGAGCUGAAACGCUACAGCAUCCCGCAAGCCAUCUUCGCGCAGCGCAUCCUGUGCCGCUCGCAGGGCACGCUCUCCGACCUGCUGCGCAACCCCAAGCCGUGGAGCAAGCUCAAGUCGGGCCGCGAGACCUUCCGCAGGAUGUGGAAGUGGCUGCAGGAGCCCGAGUUCCAGCGCAUGUCGGCGCUGCGCCUCGCAGCCUGCAAGCGCAAGGAGCAGGAGCAGCAGAAGGAGCGCGCUCUGCAGCCCAAGAAGCAGCGCCUGGUGUUCACCGACCUGCAGCGACGCACGCUGAUCGCCAUCUUUAAGGAGAACAAACGGCCGUCCAAGGAAAUGCAGGUCACCAUCUCGCAGCAGCUCGGCCUGGAGCUCAACACCGUCAGCAAUUUCUUCAUGAACGCGCGGCGCCGCUGCAUGAACCGCUGGGCCGAGGAGCCCGGCGCGGCCCCCGGGGGUCCCGCCGGCGCCGCCACCUUCUCCAAGGCGUGAGGCGCCCCAGCUCCGCGCCCUCCCUGCGUCCAUGGUCUGGGCGCUGCCCUCCCGCACCUCCCACCCCACCCAGACGGCCCGGAGACCCGCCCCUGGGGCCACCUGGAGGGGGUGCAGUCCGGGCCUCCCACACCCAGGGGGGGGACGCAGCACGUCCCUCAGCCCAAGUGCACAAAAGGGCCCCCCUCCUCCCUCCGUCCCACCCCUCCAGGCCAAAGGAAGCCCUCCCCCAUCCCCAACCCGAGGGCGGGGGUGACGGAAAGGGGCUCCCCAGCUCCCUCUCCAUUUAGGAUGCACAGGGGCCUUGGGAAAACCAGGGCUCACCGCGUCCUCCCCGAAAGCGGGUCAAGAAGCACAUACUAGAAAUAUAAACCGGGUAUUUAAAAAAAGAAAAGGAAUUUUCAGAAUAAUCCCUUCUUAGCCAGACCCCCCGACCGCCCCCCCCCCCAGAUCGCCCCUUCUAAAGUCGCCAUGUCCAGCGAGAUCCCUACAGUGUCCCCACCCAACACUAAGACCAACCCCAUCUGAUCGCUGACCUGCCACCACAGCCAAGAACCCAGCUGCCCCUCCUAGCGGCAGCCAGGAUUCCUUGUGCCAAGAAUUGCUUGCCUUAAUGUCUGGGAAGGGGGCCUGCAAUGGCGACCGCCCAGCACCAAAAGGCGAGCACCCUCUCCCACCCCAUCCCAGACUGGAGGGAUGGCACAUUCAAACCUGCCGGUCAACUCCAGACGC